Molecule: messenger RNA, 296 nt
Organism: Aspergillus pseudotamarii
Lineage: Eukaryota; Fungi; Ascomycota; Eurotiomycetes; Eurotiales; Aspergillaceae
Exons: 1
Coding region: 80-265 (61 amino acids)
Source: RefSeq, a predicted model, not a curated record
CUUCAUUCGGCUCUGGUCUUUCACAGAUCACCAGUGCUUUGACCAGGAAACGAAGAGUGUAUUUUCGAACAUCCUUGAGAUGGCCUUCGCAUUUGCUUUUCAGUCCUUGCCCCCUAAUAUCCUCGAAAAGUAUUUUGGUCGCCUACACGGAAUUUCGUAUUCUGGUCUUGGCUUGAAUGUUAUUGGGAGACCUUAUCAGGUCGACUAUCGAUUCAAUAGCAGCCCCGCCUUGAACUAUGUCACAAUUGACUUGAAACAUAUCUAAUCAAAGCUUGCUGAGGCUGUCUUGGGCGCCA